Siniperca chuatsi (mandarin fish) is the source of this 9523-nucleotide messenger RNA. Its product is annotated as voltage-dependent T-type calcium channel subunit alpha-1G-like. Gene Ontology annotation, molecular function: voltage-gated sodium channel activity; low voltage-gated calcium channel activity. Gene Ontology annotation, cellular component: voltage-gated sodium channel complex; voltage-gated calcium channel complex; neuron projection. Bases 774 to 7547 code for a protein of 2257 amino acids. Gene Ontology annotation, biological process: neuronal action potential; membrane depolarization during action potential; calcium ion import. The transcript is spliced from 35 exons. The record is from RefSeq and is a predicted model, not a curated record. Lineage: Eukaryota; Metazoa; Chordata; Actinopteri; Centrarchiformes; Sinipercidae.
UCUACCCAAGAUGUAGUAAUUCAGGUCAACAACAGCAAUUAAACAAUCAAAUCAAAAAGUCAGAAUGAAAUUAGUGAAAUUUCCUGACAAAUAGUUGGUUAUUGAUGGUAAACACUGCAUAAUGCAUAGCAUAUUUAGCCUAACAUUAGCCUAGUAGCAGCUAACCAUCUGGUUGCCAAGGAAACAAAGUGCCCUGCUCCUAAUGGUUGUGUUUGAGGCAGCCAUUUAGGAUUUUUUUCACUCUGAAUAACUUGAUACGUUUCUGUUUUAUAAUGUAUACUAACUAAAUGAAAUCACAAGUUAAGUUACGUCUGUGUCUUUUUUAACCGAAAUAAAAAAAAUCAAACUAUUAGUAUUUCUCAAGACUACGGUAGAACUAUACUGCAGUGCGUAGCUUCCGGGGGUAGGCUGUCUUAUUUUGAAGGUAAAAUCCGAGCAUCUCCGGUCUGCCUCUCUCCGGCGAGCUUGACGCGGCUCUCCGUCUCCCCGGUGCGCCUGAACUCCGGUACCUGACACCUCAGAGCGUGUCCAGCGGCUGAGGGGACGCAGACGCACCGGGAGCCGCUUGGUCCUAUUUAACUUUACUUUUGUUACAAAAACUUCUGCGUCACAGUCCUCUCUCAUUUUUUUCUCCCUCUUCUUCAUCUUCCCGACUGACGGACUGAGUUUGGAUAUCGGCAAAGGGGGGGGGAGGAGGCAGAGGACCAGCGGGCUGCUCUCAGAUGGAGCACCAGGGCUCCGGGAGCUCAGGGCGCACGGCGGACCCGGAGUGAAUGACGCUGGUGGAUGGACGCUGCUCCCCGGUUCAGGCUGUUCACAGCAUGGCCAUGACGGGCACCCAGGAGCCAGACCUGUAUGAGCAGCACAGACGACCAACGCAGAAGGAAGGGGAUGAGGAGGAGGGGGAGAAGGUGCAUGUGUCAGUUGAGGGAGAGGAGAGGGAGCAGGACGGGGAGGAAGAGGAGGAAGAGGAGGAGGAGGAGGAAAAGGAGGAGCUGCCGUACCCCUCUCUAGCACCAGUGGUUCUUUUGGUUCUGACCCAAACCAGCCCACCCCGCUCCUGGUGCCUUCGAGCUGUCUGCCACCCAUGGUUUGAGCGUGUGAGCAUUUUGGCCAUCCUGCUGAACUGUGUGACUCUAGGGAUGUUCCAGCCCUGUGACCACACCCCUUUCCUGCUGCAGGCUCUGGAUGAUGGGAUCUUUGUGUUUUUUGCCGGGGAAAUGCUGAUGAAGAUGGUGGCUCUUGGGGUCAUAGGUCAGAGCGGUUACCUAGGUGACACAUGGAACAGAUUGGACUUCUUCAUUGUUAUAGUGGGAAUGCUGGAGUACUCACUUGAUGGACACAACGUCAGCCUAUCAGCUAUCAGGACAGUCCGGGUUCUCCGCCCACUGCGAGCCAUCAACAGAGUUCCCAGUAUGCGUAUCCUGGUGACACUCCUCCUAGACACACUUCCCAUGCUGGGCAACGUGCUGGCACUGUGCUUCUUUGUCUUCUUCAUCUUCGGCAUCGUUGGCGUGCAGCUGUGGGCGGGGCUACUGAGGAACCGUUGUUUCAUGGGAGAGGAUGUCAAGAUGAGAUAUAACAUGUCCUUCCUGAGUGGCUACUAUCGGCCAGAUGGCACCGAUGACCACCCCUUCAUCUGCUCAAUGGAAAGAGAAAACGGGAUGCUUCGGUGCACUGAUGUGCCUCGCCGCCGUGUAGCCGGGACUUCCUGCUUCCUGGGUGCUGAGGAGGCUCGUCCAGAGAUGGGACCUAGAGUAGAUGAACCAGUGUCAUGUGUAAACUGGUACCAGUAUUACAAUGAGUGCCGGGCCGGGGAAAUAAACCCACACAAAGGAGCUAUUAACUUUGAUAACAUUGGAUAUGCAUGGAUCGCCAUUUUUCAGGUAAUUACUCUAGAAGGCUGGGUAGACAUCAUGUACUACGUUAUGGAUGCACAUUCUUUCUACAACUUCAUCUACUUCAUCUUCCUCAUUAUAGUGGGCUCCUUCUUCAUGAUCAACCUGUGCCUGGUCGUCAUAGCAACACAGUUUUCUGAAACGAAGCAGAGAGAACACGCCUUAAUGAAAUCGGAGCAGCACGCCCGCCAGCUCCACCAAUCAGCUUCCACGCUGGCCAGCGACAGCCAACCAGGAAGCUGCUACGAGGAGAUAAUUCGCUACCUGGCGCACCUGGGCCGUAAGGCAUGGCGACGACUGUCCCGCUGCUACACUCAGACACGCACACACUUUCACUGCGUGUGCGUAUGCCAGAAAGACAAGGGCAGUGGAGCUGUCAGAGGGGGCGGAGUUGGCGAAAUGAAUGGGCUUGCCCACCGGCACUCAGGCCACGCUCCCAACGACCUGUCACACCUUCAUCAGCUUUAUCAUCAUCAUCACCAACAUCAUCACCAGCAUCAUCAGCCUCAGAUUGAGCCUGUUGUCAGUAAUGGAGGGAAUGGGUUGAAUUAUCCCUUCAUAUCGCCGCUCUUCAGUCACCUGGAUGCAAAGGGCCUGGACCAGAAGAGGCUGGUUGCCACGGAGACUGUCAACAGACUGCCACAGCUGGUGGUGGAGCAUGGUGAGUGUGUUGGGCAUCCUGCAUUACAGUUGCCAGGUGAAGUCCCAGGAGAGUCCCCAGUAUGCCCGUACUGCAUCUACUACAACCAACUUAGUGACAGCGAAAAUGUUAAUGAGCAGACUGAAGUCCAGCAUCCUGGGUACAGCAAGUCAUGCCAUGGCAACAGCCCGUGUCAUAGUAACAGCCCAUGCCAUUGUAGCAGCCCAUGCCACGGUGAUGCACAGGUGUCUGAGCCAAAGAAAAGGCUGUGCAAGUGUUGCUGGGCGGGACUCCGAACUAAACUAGAUCUCAUCGUUGGCAGCAGAUACUUCAAUAGAGGAAUCAUGAUUGCCAUCCUUAUUAACACGCUGUCGAUGGGCAUUGAGUACCACGAACAGCCGCAGGAGCUGACAGAUAUUUUGGAGAUCAGUAACAUGGUGUUCACGAGUCUGUUCAGUCUUGAGAUGCUGCUGAAGGUCCUGGCUUUCGGGCUCUUUGGCUACAUCAAGAACCCCUACAACGGCUUCGACAGCGUCAUUGUCAUCAUCAGUGUGUGGGAGAUUGUGGGUGAGGCAGAGGGAGGCUUGUCGGUGUUGCGUACCUUUCGUCUGCUGAGAGUUUUGAAGCUGGUCCGGUUCCUUCCUGCCCUGAGGAGGCAGCUGGUGGUGCUGAUGAAGACCAUGGACAAUGUGGCCACGUUCUGCAUGUUGCUGAUGCUCUUUAUAUUCAUAUUCAGUAUCUUGGGGAUGCAUCUGUUCGGCUGUAAAUUCGGUUUGCGACAAGACAGUGGAGACACUUUACCUGAUAGAAAAAACUUUGAUUCUCUGCUCUGGGCGAUCGUCACUGUGUUUCAGAUCCUCACCCAGGAGGACUGGAACGCGGUACUCUAUAACGGGAUGGCCUCCACCUCGCCGUUGGCUGCCCUCUAUUUUGUAGCCCUCAUGACCUUUGGCAACUACGUCCUCUUCAACUUGCUUGUAGCCAUUUUGGUUGAGGGCUUUCAAGCCGAAGGUGAUGCCAACAGAUCUGAGACAGAUGACGAGAGACAAUCUCUUUCUUUUGAGGAUGAGGAGAAGUUGAGAGAGCUGUACGCUGCAGAGCUUAAGAUCCAGGCCAUGAUGCUGAGCCCCAAUGGUCUCCUGAACCCAAAAGCCUCCAUGCCCCACCCUCCUCCUCCUCCUCCUCCUCCUCCUCUGCCGGUCAUCACACACACUGCAGCCACGCCCACCAUAAACUCCAGCCAGUCACGCCGGGCGAGUGGUGCUUCCAUGGACAUCAACAGCCUUGAGCCGAGGUCACCGUUGUCUUCAGAGUCUCUGUGGGACAGUGGGCCAGAGAGCCGGCGCUCCAGCUGGACCAGCAUCGGCCGAGCCCCCAGCCUCCAUAGGAAGAGCCAGUCGGGGGAGAUGGAGUCCCUGCUGUCCGACACAUACACAAGCUCCAACCCCAGCAGCAGGGAGCAGUCUCUGGACCAGCCGGAGUACCUGCAGGUGCCCAUGCUCCACUCGCCCGACUGCAACGGCACCACCUUUCACCUCCCUGACCACUGCUGUGACGAUGCUCCCCUGACCACACAUUACCACAGCGAUCAGGAGGAGGACGAGAUUGAGGAGAGUUUAUGUAAGAAGCUGAAGAAGAUGCUGGAACCAUAUGAGCCUCAGUGGUGCCUGGAGCAUGAAGAGUGGUCUCUAUAUCUGUUCGCUCCACACAACCGGUUCAGAUCGUGGUGUCAGAGGGUCAUAGGUCACAAGAUGUUUGAUCAUAUCAUCCUCCUCUUCAUCUUCCUUAAUUGUAUCACCAUUGCGUUGGAGAGACCUGACAUACAGCCCAAUAGCAUGGAGCGGGUGUUCCUCAGUGUGUCCAAUUACGUCUUCACUGUGAUCUUCGUAGGUGAAAUGAUGAUCAAGGUGGUAGCUCUUGGCCUGUACUUUGGAAAUGGCGUGUACCUGCAGAGUAGCUGGAAUAUCUUAGAUGGAGUGCUGGUGUUUGUGUCUCUGGUGGACAUCCUGGUCUCCAUUGCAUCAGCAGGUGGUAAUCGAAUCUUAGGCAUCCUCCGCGUGCUUCGUCUGCUCCGCACACUGCGACCACUCAGGGUGAUAAGUCGAGCUCCUGGUCUAAAACUGGUGGUGGAGACUCUGAUCACAUCUCUCAGACCCAUUGGGAAUAUUGUCCUCAUCUGCUGUGCUUUUUUCAUCGUGUUUGGAAUUCUGGGAGUCCAGCUGUUUAAAGGAAAGUUCUUCUACUGUGAUGGGCUUGAUGUGAGUAACAUUACCAAUAAAACCCAGUGUCUGGAGACAGGAUACCGCUGGGUUCGACGGAAAUACAACUUUGACAACCUGGGACAGGCACUGAUGUCACUGUUUGUGUUGUCAUGUAAAGACGGCUGGGUCAGCAUCAUGUAUGACGGCCUGGAUGCUGUCGGAGUGGACCAGCAGCCAAUAAGAAACAACAACCCUUGGAUGCUGCUGUUUUUCAUCUCUUUCCUCCUCAUCGUCAGCUUCUUUGUGCUCAACAUGUUUGUGGGCGUGGUGGUGGAAAACUUUCACAAGUGUCGCCAGGAGCAGGAGGAGGAGGAGGCGCGGCUGAGGGAGGAGAAACGACAGAGACGGUUGGAGAAGAGGAGGAGAAAGGCCCAGGAGAAGCCAUAUUACGCUGACUACUCCCCAUUGCGUCGAUCCAUCCACACCGUGUGCACCAGCCACUACAUGGAUCUCUUCAUCACCAUCAUCAUCUUCACAAACCUCCUCACCAUGAGCAUGGAGCACUACAACCAGCCUCAGUACCUUGAGGAGAUACUGAAGUACUGCAAUUAUGUCUUCACGGUGGUUUUUGUCAUCGAGGCCAUUCUCAAACUCAUCGCUUUUGGCCUGCGCCGCUUUUUCAAAGAGAGAUGGAACCAGCUGGACCUUGCCAUUGUGUUGAUGUCCAUCAUGGGAAUCACACUGGAGGAAAUAGACCUGAAUGCUUCCCUUCCCAUCAACCCCACCAUCAUACGCAUCAUGAGAGUCCUAAGGAUAACAAGAGUGCUGAAGCUGUUGAAGAUGGCUACAGGAAUGAGAGCUCUGUUGGACACAGUGAUUCAAGCUCUGCCUCAGGUGGGGAAUCUGGGUCUGCUCUUCAUGUUGCUGUUCUUCAUCUAUGCAGCUCUGGGAGUUGAGCUCUUUGGAAAACUGGAGUGUUCAGAUGAGAACCCAUGUGAGGGUCUUAGUCGCCACGCUACCUUUGACAACUUUGGCAUGGCUUUCCUCACACUCUUCAGGGUGUCUACUGGGGACAACUGGAAUGGGAUUAUGAAGGACACGUUGCGAGAGUGUCGCCCGCAGGAUCGCCACUGCCUCACCUACCUGCCCCUGAUCUCUCCCAUUUACUUUGUCACCUUCGUCCUCACGGCUCAGUUCGUGCUGGUCAACGUGGUCGUAGCCGUUCUGAUGAAGCACCUGGAGGACAGCAACAAGGAGGCACAGCUGGAGGAGAUGGAGGAGAGGGAAGAGAAGAGGGAGAGGGAAGAGAUGAGGGAGAGGGAGGAGGCCAAUCAACGCCUUAGUUCUGCGUCUCUGGGCGGAGACCUGGGGCCAAAUGUAGACACACCUGCCCAGGUGCAGGUUGAGGAUGAUGAGUGUUCCCAUGGCAACCUGCUGAGCAUGGUACACAUGCUGCCUCUCCCCAGUGACAGCUACGUUCAGCCACUCAGAUGCUCCCCUUAUCCUCCCAUUGGCCAUGAGGCCCACUCCGGCUACAGCUACUCAGGCUCCAUGUCCUCUCUGGGCUCCAGUGCAGGCGGCUCACUGCUGCAGGUUCCAGGGGCUCUGCCUGCCAUCAGCCACGCUUCACUGGGGUCUGGACGCAGCUUGAGGCCAAAGAUCUGCCUCAGCACCUCUCAGAGCAUCGACAGACACUCCCCACACAGACUCUGUCCAGCUGACAGUAUAGAGGGAUACCGGCUUAGUCCGGCUCACAGAAUAAACAGACACAGACUCAACUCAGCUCACAGCAUAGAUGGAUACAAGUUCAGCCCGGCCCAUCGAAUAAACAGACACAGACUCAGCUCUACUCACAGUAUGGAUGGAUACAGGCUCAAUCCAGACCACAACACAGACAGACCUAAACUCAUGUACAGUCACAGUAUAGACAGACAUCCCUCACUCAGACUGAGUCCCACCCACUGUGCCAGCAAGGGUCCUUCUCAUUGGCUCAGUCCUGAGGACAGUUUAGACAGAAACAAGCUGAGUCCCUCCUACGUUCCAGAUAGUUCAGUCUUGAAGAGACCAGCAUCCUUCCGCACUGCGAGCAGACAGCUACGGAGACAGGAGGCUGUGCGCUGUGACUCUCUGGAUCAGAGCGGUUCAACUGAUGAUCUGGCAGAGCCUAACCUCACUGUGCCCGCCGCUUCUUCCACACCACCCCGCCAGCGAUCGUCCAGUGUACACACACUGAAAUAUAAACACCCCCAGAGGGUCAUCUCAUGCAGGAGCCACAGCCGGAGCCACAGUGAAACCACUGGACAAGAACAUGUACCUGACCAGGCCAUCUGCGGCUCGCAGCCAGAAACAGAUGUUGAGAAGAGGCCUGUCAGCCUGCAGAGCCUGUCCAGUCUGAAGGUCCCCAGCGGUGAAUCCACCUUAUCAGCGCCACUUUGUAGCUCCAGAGCGGGCAGCCCCGGCCCUGGCUCUGACCCCGACCCCCAGUUAGACGACACCGACGAGGAAGUCAGCCGUAUUAACAGUUCUGUUCACACACACUCAUACACACAAAUCCCUCCCAGCUCCUCACACAAAAGCAGACACCUUACCCCGAGCCCCGGGGCGCACAGGAGCCGCCUCAGCCAAUCAGUGUCUCCGGUGUCGGGCAGGAACAGGAAGCAGAGGAUGAGCCCGCCGCCAGGAGAAGAGCCAGUUACUAUGGUAACCCAGCUGAUGGACAGCAGCGUUGAUCUGAGAAGGCGGACUCUGUCAUUUGAUGCCACAACCCCCUCUCCUAAUCAACCAGAGGGAAGUUCUGUGGAUGACUAAACAAACUCAGUGACGCUGGAUUGGUUAUUCUCUAAAGUGGAGGAGCCUGAUGUGCUGCAGAAGCACACGAAAGGGGCGGGAGCUGCAAGUCCUCUUUUGGGCCCCGCCCCUUGCCUCAUCCCAUUUAAUCACAAGAUUUUCACAGGGUGUGUGAGCAGAACUCUUUCAGACUGUGUGUGUAUGAGUGUGUAUGUGUUCAAAGAUGCACACAAGAAGACGUUUCCUUUUCUUCUAUCAUAGUCCUAGCUUUAGUUCAGACAUAGUAGUCACUCCCCUGCUAUAUUUACUCAAACACUAACCUUCCCCUUGCUUGUUCUCCUCAUUCUGCCCUCACUCUCAUCCUUUUCCUUCCAUCUCAAGCCUUGGUCAGAGUACGAGACAAAAUUACCCGAAAGGUGCAGUACGGAUUAAGUUACAGACUGAUCUGCUCAUGUACACAUAGACGUGUUGACAAUGAGAUGUCACAGCUAGGGACUGCAACUAAUGAUUAUUUUAAUUAUAAAUUAUUUUCUGCAGAUUACUUUCUUGAUAAAUCAAUUAAUCUGUUGGCCUAUAAAACAUCAGAAAGAAUAGAAAAAUGUUCAUCAUAAUUUCCGAAGGUGACGUCUUCAAGUCUUCAAAUAGCUUUUUUUGUCCCACCAAGUGACCAAUAUCCAAAGAUAUUCAAUCCACUACAAUGUUAGACAAGGAAAAGCCACAAAUCUUCACAUUUAAGAGGCUUGAACCAUCAAAUAUUUAGCAUUUUUGCUUGAAAAUUGAUUAAUCAAUUAUCAAUCAAUUUUCUGUUGAUUAACUAACCGAUUAAUCAACCAGUUUUUUUCAGCUCAACACACGGCAUCUCAUUCAUUCUAAUUUUCUAAUUAAUUAAGUACAAUUCCCUAAUUUCUCGCUCUGUAGUGCAGAAAUUAGUUUAUGUUUACAAAAUAAAUAGAUUUUUAAGUGAUAAACUUACAAGAGUUAAAGCUGAAAAAGAUUUUUAUAUGUAAAUGCUUAAUUUGUAAUUGCACGCUUAUAUAGAUUGGUGCAGGCACAUUUUAUUAGAGACUUAUUCCUCCAAAAAAAAAACAAACCAACUGUACAGCAGCUUGUUAAAAGUGCAGCAAAAUGAGAAUCUUAUAUCUAACCAAGUGGGCGUUUUUGUUUUUUAAUAUAACUGAUCUUCCUAUUUUUCGUACCUCUUAACUUGUCUUAACCAGUAAAAUGCCACUGGAAGUUGCUUGAUCAUUCUCAGAUUGCAGUCAAACAUGGACAUCUUUGUGAUGUUUGAGAAACCUCCCACGCCUGAAUCCACCCAACCCUGACAGUCAAAACCAAUCAAUUUGCGCUUAGAGUCUCUGAGUUAACAUCGUGUAGCGUGACCUAGGCUUUAGUAGUUUCUACCUCGCUUUUUUCCUGAUCCCACCCAUUUGAAUGUUCAGUCAGCUUAGUUUCUCACCCCCUCCACUUUCCUUUUCUCUGUCUUAGUAUUCUCAGGGUAGAGGUAGUUCAGACCAGGUGAGUAUGAAGCAUGAGAUCAGAGGUCUGCAGAGUUUGAUUGCCCCCUGCUGUCUGAAGCUGGAGCUGGCCCAUCUCUCCUGAUGUUUGAAGAGAUUAUACUGUAUGGGUGCGGGGUGAAAUUUAGACAGAAGCAGCUGUACAGAAGGGCUUAUUCAGAUGAUAUAAUGGUGUUUAAGACUUUAUAGAAAAAGGCAAAGAUUAUAUUUUAUUAACACAGCAGCAAUGAUAUGAGAACUACAAAGGUGAAUUUCUACAUUUUUGAAUGUCAAUUUAUCUCCUGGCGCUGCUGAUAAUGGAUGAUGAUGAUGAUGUCAGCGUUAUAGGAUGUUGAUUAUAAUGAUGAUGAUGACUCUGGAGGAUGCAAAUAAUAUUGUAUAAUGUUCCUGCAGAAUGAAAGCAGGGAAUGAUAUACAGUGAGCUCACCUACAGUAACAUUAUUGGACAGUGCUGGAAUAAAACCACUUCCUGUCUGACUUUCA